Molecule: messenger RNA, 990 nt
Organism: Penicillium brasilianum
Lineage: Eukaryota; Fungi; Ascomycota; Eurotiomycetes; Eurotiales; Aspergillaceae
Source: the annotation of a GenBank genome assembly
AUGGCCAGCCCCGUGCUGGCUCAACAAACCCUUUAUGGCCAAUGUGGUGGCACUGGCUGGACUGGGGCAACCCAAUGCGUCGCAGGGGCGUGCUGCAGCUCUCAAAAUGCAUGGUAUUCCCAGUGUCUGCCUGGAAAUUGCACGCCAAGUACCACCUUGACGACCACUGUUACCAGAUCUUCGGAAACGACAACAAAGACUGCUACCACGACGAGUCUCCCAACCAAUCUGUCCGCAGGAUGCGGCAAGGAACCAAUGCUCAGCAGCGGCACGUAUACCACCACUGUGAAUGGCCAACAGCGACAGUACAUCCUCACUCUUCCCUCGGGCUAUGACCCGAGCAAGCCCUAUAGGCUCAUCUUCGGCUACCACUGGCUUGGAGGCGACAUGCAAGCCGUUUCAGGGGGAUCCUAUUACGGAGUACAGGCUCUCGCUAGUAACUCUGCCAUUUUCGUCGCCCCACAAGGAAUUGACAACGGUUGGGCGAACACAGGCGGUCAAGAUAUCACAUUCAAUGAUCAAAUGGUUGCAAACAUUGAAAAUAAUCUCUGCGUUGAUAAGAACCAAGUCUACUCCAUGGGAUGGAGUUAUGGCGGAUCCAUGUCAUAUGCACUUGCGUGUGCCCGACCAAAUGUUUUCCGCGGAGUUGCUGUGAUGUCUGGGGCUAAUCUCAGCGGAUGCAGUCCAGGAACUCAGCCAGUAGCUUACUAUGCCCAGCAUGGGGUCCACGAUUCGGUGCUCAACAUUGGCCUCGGUCGUGGCAUUCGAGAUACAUUUGUGCAGAAUAAUAAAUGCACCACACAAAGCCCUCCAGAGCCCGCUACUGGUAGUGGGACACACAUCAAAACCGUGUAUUCAGGCUGCUCAUCAGGGCAUCCUGUCUGGUGGAUUCCAUUUGACGGUGAUCAUGUGCCCCUGCCCGACGAUGGCAGCUCCAGCUCAUCAUGGACUCCUGGAGAGUUGUGGAAAUUCAUUUCACAAUUCAACUAA